GCUUACGUACGGGCAAUGACUGAGAAAAGGAUCGUCAUAACAGAAUUUGGCACCUGUGCUUUCCCAGACCCCUGCAAGAAUAUAUUUUCCAGGUUUUUUUCUUACUUUCGAGGAGUGGAGGUUACUGACAAUGCCCUUGUUAAUAUCUACCCAGUGGGGGAAGAUUACUAUGCCUGCACAGAGACCAACUUCAUUACAAAGAUUAAUCCCGAGACCUUGGAGACAAUUAAGCAGGUUGAUCUUUGCAACUAUGUCUCAGUCAAUGGAGCCACUGCUCACCCCCACGUUGAAAAUGAUGGGACUGUUUACAAUAUUGGUAAUUGCUUUGGGAAAAAUUUUUCAAUUGCCUACAAUAUUGUAAAGAUCCCUCCACUACAAGCAGACAAGGAAGAUCCAAUAAGCAAGUCAGAGAUCGUUGUACAAUUCCCCUGCAGUGACCGAUUCAAGCCAUCUUACGUCCAUAGUUUUGGUUUGACUCCCAACUAUAUUGUUUUUGUGGAGACACCAGUCAAAAUUAACCUGUUCAAGUUUCUUUCUUCAUGGAGUCUUUGGGGAGCCAACUACAUGGAUUGUUUUGAGUCCAAUGAAACCAUGGGGGUUUGGCUUCAUAUUGCUGACAGAAAAAGAAAAAAGUAUAUCAAUAAUAAAUACAGGACAUCUCCUUUUAACCUCUUCCAUCACAUCAAUACCUAUGAAGACAGUGAGUUUCUGAUUGUGGAUCUCUGUUGCUGGAAAGGAUUUGAAUUUGUUUAUAAUUACUUAUAUUUAGCCAAUUUACGUGAGAACUGGGAAGAGGUGAAAAGAAAUGCCAGAAAGGCUCCCCAGCCUGAAGUUAGGAGAUACGUACUUCCUUUGAAUACUGACAAGGCUGACACAGGCAAGAAUUUAGUCACACUCCCCAACACAACUGCCACUGCAAUUCUGUGCAGUGACGAGACCAUCUGGCUGGAACCUGAAGUUCUCUUUUCAGGGCCUCGCCAAGCAUUUGAAUUUCCUCAAAUCAACUACCAGAAGUAUGGUGGGAAACCUUACACAUACGCAUAUGGACUUGGCUUGAAUCACUUUGUUCCAGACAGGCUCUGUAAGCUGAAUGUCAAAACUAAAGAAACUUGGGUAUGGCAAGAACCUGAUUCAUACCCCUCAGAACCCAUCUUUGUUUCUCACCCAGAUGCCUUGGAGGAAGAUGACGGUGUAGUUCUGAGUGUGGUGGUGAGCCCUGGGGCAGGUCAAAAGCCUGCUUAUCUCCUAAUUCUGAAUGCCAAGGACUUGAGUGAAGUUGCCAGGGCUGAAGUGGAGAUUAACAUCCCUGUCACCUUUCAUGGACUGUUCAAAAAAUCCUGAGCACAU
Balaenoptera ricei (Rice's whale) is the source of this 1347-nucleotide messenger RNA. It is a transcript of the gene RPE65, whose product is annotated as retinoid isomerohydrolase RPE65. The record is from RefSeq and is a predicted model, not a curated record. The transcript has 11 exons. Bases 16 to 1341 code for a protein of 441 amino acids. Gene Ontology annotation, biological process: retinal metabolic process; zeaxanthin biosynthetic process. NCBI's taxonomy places the organism in Eukaryota, Metazoa, Chordata, Mammalia, Artiodactyla, Balaenopteridae. Gene Ontology annotation, molecular function: all-trans-retinyl-ester hydrolase, 11-cis retinol forming activity; retinol isomerase activity; beta-carotene 15,15'-dioxygenase activity.